Acanthosepion pharaonis is the source of this 579-nucleotide messenger RNA. NCBI's taxonomy places the organism in Eukaryota, Metazoa, Mollusca, Cephalopoda, Sepiida, Sepiidae. The record is from the annotation of a GenBank genome assembly.
AUGGCAUCCAUAGAAAUAAGUAAUAUCUAUCUAUCUAUCUAUCUAUCUAUCUAUCUAUCUAUCUAUCUAUCUCUGGUCAUAACUAUUUUUUACUACCCCUCUCUCUCACACACUCUCUCGGUCGCUCUCUAUCGCCACUAUCCAUUAAGCCACCGUGCCUCCUCUCUCUCACCCUCUCUCUUUCUAUCUAUCUAUCUAUCUAUCUAUCUAUCUAUCUAUCUAUCUAUCUAUCUAUCUAUCUAUAUAUAUAUAUAUAUAUAUAUAUAUAUAUAUAUAUAUCUGCAUCACCCGCGUUAUUUUUUUUUUCUUCGCGGCGUGCACCGUCUUACAGCUCACUACCUCACUACGGCCAAUGAUCAUCAUCACCUCCCCCCCACCUCUCUUGCCAGUAAUAACAACAAAAACAACGAAUCGUUGACUUCUUGCGAUUCUCUGUCUUUCUCGCAGAUAUCCUUAUCUUUCCUUUUUUUUUCUCGGCACGUAUUUUUUCGGCUUAAAAUAACCAUAAAAUUCUAUCUAUCUAUCUAUCUAUCUAUCUAUCUAUCUAUCUAUCUAUCUAUCUUAUUCAUAACUAUCUAA